This is a messenger RNA of Didymella exigua CBS 183.55, 564 nucleotides long. RefSeq lists its product as uncharacterized. Lineage: Eukaryota; Fungi; Ascomycota; Dothideomycetes; Pleosporales; Didymellaceae. Bases 1 to 564 code for a protein of 187 amino acids. The record is from RefSeq and is a predicted model, not a curated record. The transcript is spliced from 3 exons.
AUGGCACGCGCAGGUCACUCAGGGACAGUAGUCGGCUCGGCCGUCGUAGUACGUGAGAAGUACUACUGGCCUGACCUGCAGCUCAACAUCUGGACGAUUGUUAUGCUGGCGACAGCGGGCACAAUACUGGGCGUGAAUGCGCAGUUCAUGGCAAUACAAGACCGCAUGGGAUUGGGCACACCCUGGAUCAUGCCCUACGGCGUGACUGUCGGCGCGCUCGCCAUGAUAUUCAUCAUCAUCGAAAUCGUCUACAUUGCGCAACGAAAGCUUCUCCCAGUCACUAUGAUGCUCCUUUCCUUCAUCCUGCUCGUACUCUUCAUUGCCGGCAUAAUCGGCACCGCGAUACAGCUCUUCGCCGGGCCGAACAUCAACAAUCAAUGCAACACUUAUGUGUUUAGUGACGACGCAAGCGGGCCGAAUGCGAAUACGCUUGCGUUUCUGCAGCAGAAGAAUAUCUGUCAGUGCUGGCAAGCCGUCUUCGCAUUCUGGAUCGUCGGCUCCGUAUUUCUCGUCUGGAUGAUGAUCAUGGCCAGCCAGGUCAACUCGAACCAGUACCGCGACUAA